Molecule: messenger RNA, 5141 nt
Organism: Octodon degus (degu)
Lineage: Eukaryota; Metazoa; Chordata; Mammalia; Rodentia; Octodontidae
Gene: Acvr2b
Product: activin A receptor type 2B
Exons: 11
Coding region: 210-1835 (541 amino acids)
Biological process (GO): cellular response to growth factor stimulus; protein phosphorylation; activin receptor signaling pathway
Cellular component (GO): activin receptor complex; plasma membrane
Molecular function (GO): activin binding; ATP binding; activin receptor activity
Source: RefSeq, a predicted model, not a curated record
CAUGGGGAGGGCGUCGCGCGGUGUUUACCAACAAAGGGCGGGCCCGCGGCCUCGUCGCCGCGCCACCUGUCCAGAUCGCACCUCCCGGGCGGGAGUGGGGGCGCGCGCGGGUCUCCGGGACCGAGCUAGUCCGCGCUGGCGUUUGUGGGAUUCUGGUUUGCGGAGGACCCCGGAUCCGGAGCAUCGGGGUCGGGGUUCGAGCUGCGCAGAUGCGUGGAACGAGGAGUGAGAGAGAAGCCGAGCGCGGGGAAGGCGGCCAAGCGGGGCGGGCAGAUGUGGUCGGGGGCGGCGGGCUACGCGCCCCUCUACCAGAGAUUGCGAGGCGAAGGGAGCGGCUUCACUUAGCCAGUUCUGGGCGUGGGGAGGCUGAGACACGGGAGUGCAUCUACUACAACGCCAACUGGGAGCUGGAACGCACCAACCAGAGUGGCCUGGAGCGCUGUGAGGGUGAGCAAGAUAAGCGGUUGCACUGCUACGCAUCUUGGCGCAACAGCUCAGGUACCAUCGAGCUUGUCAAGAAGGGCUGCUGGCUGGACGACUUCAACUGCUACGACAGGCAGGAGUGUGUGGCCACCGAGGAGAACCCCCAGGUGUAUUUCUGCUGCUGUGAAGGCAACUUCUGCAACGAGCGCUUCACCCACCUGCCGGAAGCGGGGGGCCCAGAAGUCACGUACGAGCCACCCCCGACAGCCCCUACCCUACUCACGGUGCUGGCCUACUCGCUGCUGCCCAUUGGGGGCCUCUCCCUUGUCGUUCUGCUGGCCUUCUGGAUGUAUCGACAUCGCAAGCCCCCCUAUGGCCAUGUGGACAUCCAUGAGGACCCUGGGCCUCCACCUCCAUCCCCUCUGGUGGGCCUGAAGCCACUGCAGCUAUUGGAGAUCAAGGCUCGGGGGCGCUUUGGCUGUGUCUGGAAGGCCCAGCUCAUGAAUGACUUUGUGGCUGUCAAGAUCUUUCCACUCCAGGACAAGCAGUCAUGGCAGAGUGAACGAGAGAUCUUUAGCACACCUGGCAUGAAGCAUGAAAACUUGUUGCAGUUCAUUGCUGCCGAGAAGCGAGGUUCCAACCUCGAGGUAGAACUAUGGCUCAUCACGGCCUUCCAUGACAAGGGCUCCCUCACAGAUUACCUCAAGGGGAACAUCAUCACAUGGAAUGAACUGUGUCACGUGGCAGAAACAAUGUCACGAGGCCUCUCGUACCUGCAUGAGGAUGUGCCCUGGUGCCGUGGCGAGGGCCACAAGCCAUCAAUUGCCCAUAGGGACUUUAAGAGCAAGAAUGUAUUGCUGAAGAGUGACCUCACAGCAGUGCUGGCUGACUUUGGCCUGGCUGUUCGGUUUGAGCCAGGGAAACCGCCAGGGGAUACCCAUGGCCAGGUAGGCACCAGACGGUACAUGGCUCCUGAGGUGCUUGAGGGAGCCAUCAACUUCCAACGAGAUGCCUUCCUGCGCAUUGACAUGUAUGCUAUGGGCCUGGUGCUGUGGGAGCUGGUGUCUCGCUGCAAGGCAGCAGAUGGACCCGUGGACGAGUAUAUGCUCCCCUUUGAGGAGGAGAUCGGCCAGCACCCUUCUCUGGAGGAGCUGCAGGAGGUGGUUGUGCACAAGAAGAUGAGGCCUACCAUUAAGGAUCACUGGCUGAAGCAUCCGGGCCUGGCCCAGCUCUGUGUGACCAUUGAGGAGUGCUGGGACCAUGAUGCAGAGGCUCGCCUGUCUGCGGGCUGUGUGGAGGAGCGAGUGUCCCUGAUCCGGAGGUCGGUCAACGGCACUACCUCGGACUGCCUUGUCUCUCUGGUGACCUCCGUCACCAAUGUGGACCUGCCCCCUAAAGAGUCCAGCAUCUAAGCCCAGGAUGUGUCUCUCCAGACUCAGUGGAUCUGAAGAAAAUAAGUUGUGUUUUGUUUUGGAAAUCUUAUAAAACCAACAAACACAUAAAAUGCAGCUGCUAUUUGACCUUGACUUUAUUAUUAUUAUUAUUAUUAUUAAUAUUAUUUUUGGAUUGGAUCAGUUUUUACCAGCAUAUUGCUCUACUGUAUCGCCAACAGCGGACAUGUCAGCAGGCGUUGAGGUGCUGAGCUGUGAAUGCAGAACCAGCGCCAUGCUGAAGAGCCUCAGCCACCUCCUGUCCUUUGGGAUUCAUUUUUCCCACUUUCUCUUUGUUUGUUGUCUCAGAAUCUGUGACACAAAGAAACCCAUCUCCUGUCUUAGGAAACUUGAUGCUGCAAACUCUACUAGAGGAAACUUUGAUGACUGUUACAUAACAUAAUUUCCUCAGAAGAGGAUCUCUUUCCCCCUCUGCCCUUCUCCUACCUCCCCACCUUUUAUUUUGUGUUUCUCCCUUUCUAGGCAGUGAGUAAGAAACAGCAGAUGUAUCUUUCACGGAUCUAACGGGUGUUGUCCUGACCGAAGAGAACUGGGAUGAGGAUGAAGGAUGGCUUGGACUGGAGUUGGAAGGGCAAGAGGUGUUGGGGUAGGGUUGAAACAGAGCUACACUGGACUCAGGCACAUGCAGAGCAACAUCCUUUGCUAUGGAGGCUACUUCUCAGGUAACCAGGAAUCGAGGGCAAGAACCUUGUGGGCCGAGCAUUAAUGGCAAGUGUGGGGUUUGGAGAAAGUCUGAGCACAGGGGCAGCUCAAGGUUCUAACCAGUUUUUUCCCAAUAACUUUUGGGCUUGGUCAUAGGAUGAAACAUUAUUUCUGUCCAAAUUUUAAGAUGAAGCAAGGGCAUAAAUCAUCGUAGUUUAAUGAACAUUCUUCAUAAGACAAUUCUAUAAAUAUGUUUAAUGGAGGAAAUACUGAAACACCCUGUCCUCCUAGAGCAGUUUGCAAAAUGCCCAUGGGCACCCUGCAUAGCUAGGUCUAGCUGAGUGGCUCCUCCAGGACCUGUGUCUCUGGGGUCUUCUGAGCCCUGCGGCUCUGGCCCAACCCACUGUGCUGUGGCUCGUGGAUGUGGCUUUCUCCAUACCCCUUAAAGUGGUGCAUAUUCUAAAAACCUUUCUAUUUUGCCAUAACCUUGCUCUAGUCAGUGAAUGUUGCUGAUGCUGCUGUUUCGACAUUUGAAUUUCUUACUUUUUGGAACAUACUAAAUUUGUUUUCAAACAAAACGUCCACAUCCACAUUUACACAUAAGCUUUGCUAUGUGGCUUCCGAGGUUUAAAUUUUAAGAAAGAAAAUAAUAAAACUUCACGACCACAGACCACCUCAAACCAGAAAUACCUCAGAAUUUUUUCUACUUGUAUAAGUUUUAUUAUGUAUUUUGUUAGUUGUGUUGUUGUGUAGUAAGUAUACUUUAAUGUAAGUUGGUUUUUAUGACAAGGAAGUUUUGAAAAGUAGAAAAACCCAGAUUUGUGUCUUUUAGGGAUUAUUAUUUUUGUUUGAUAAAGCCCUCUUGUAAAUAAUUAUCAUUGACUGUAUGUAGGUUGGCUGUCUGGGCUGAGUCUGGGCAUUUAUCACUCUUGUUGGGAAGGCUUUUCCUUCCGGUUUCUGUAGUUUUUUUUUUAAAAUAACAUCACAUCUCUUGAAUCUUUAUGGUAGGCGAGUUGGUGGGUGAGGGGAGAGCUUGACCUGGGUGAACUAAGGAGACCUCCUUUAGGGCUGAGUGGGGUGCAGAUGUUCCCUGUGACUUGAUGGGUCAGUAUUCAGAAUGACAACACCUGAGCUUGGUGGAAAUGGCCAUUAGGCCCACAUGAGCUAAUUUUACUUGAAGUUUAAUUCUUUCAGUAGCUUAGUGGUGGUGUCUAUGAGGAGAUGGGCAGCAUCUGCCUGCAAGGUGUAACUGUAAGAUGGUUCUAGAGGAGCACAUCUGCGUGGAGAGGCUUGUUCUUUGCCAGCCCAGGGGCUCGUGGGGGUCCAUGGGGUCAGCAAAGUGAGGCGCACUGUGUACAUGGAGGUGACUGCUUCUGCUCAGUGUGCUGUGUGUGGUAUCUUGGCUUACUGUGGGGUGACUAUUGCUCUGGGGGUCAGGGCACAGGGUGUGCUGGAGGAGGCUAGUUUCCUCCCCUCAGAGCUUGGUAUUUGCAUUUUGGGUCAAAAUGUGGUCUGGCAGAUGGUUAUAGGGACAGGUGUUUUGUUUUUAUUUUUGUAAGCUAUAUUGUCUUUUCCCUCAGAAUAAUUUUAAACUACGAAACAGGCCUUACAGCAGUUGCUUUUCUUUUCCACUUAUUUCUUUAAGAAGCUUUAAAGUAUUUAUUAAAAAGUGCCAUAUUCUACUUUCUUUAGCUUUCCUCUCAGGCAGUGGGGGUAUGUGUACUUUUCUCCCUCAGAACAAAUAAAAUUAGGUAAUUCACUACAGGAAUAAUAGAUCACCAAUCCUAUAUAGUGCCAAACACUAAACCCCAGCUUUCUCUUUGAUUUUAGGUUUCUCUGGGUAGUUUUUCUUAUCUCUGCUGGUUGGCUUCAUAGAAGUGAAUGGCCUGGAUGAGGGAGUGUUGAGUGGUAGUCAUGACAUGGGACCUUCUAGUGAGGCCACAGUACAGCAGGCCAGCCUGAUCCCUUUUCUCUGAGUGGCUUCCCUCUUUGCUGACCCUGUGCCUAGAUACUGAGGUGCCCCUGUGGAGCCUUGCCAUCAGAGUGAAGUGUCAAGUGUUGUACCAUUUGGUGGGCUGGGUAAUAGGAAAGAUUGAAGGUCCAUCUCCGUUUCUGGGGCUUUACCCUGUCUCUUCCUUAUGUUGUUGUGUAAAAUGUGCCCCUCCGAUGUAUACACGGUUACUAAUGAUUAGAAUGUGGGUGAUUUCCUUCUAGGGCAUGGCUCUUGGGACCCCUAUGCCCAAAGUGUCUGUUCACUAUCACAUGCUAUCUGAAGGGAACCCUAGUUGGCAUUGAUGAUGAUGAUGAUGGUGCUUGAGUCACAGGGCCUCUGCCUGUGCUCUUCUCCAUAUUUCACACAGUAUCCAUUUUGGAGGUUCAGAAAACUUUUUUUAUUGCCCCAAGUUCUGUGGAAGAUAAGUGGCAGUAGGUCCUGUCCCUGCCCAUGGGAGGGGUUGUCAUGUUCAUGGUGAGAGAGGCAUGACCAAGGAUCCUUGCUCCUUCCUUUCUAUUGUGUUGUUGUCUAGCUAAGCAGGCCCUUUGCAGAGACUGUUCUAGUUGGAAGCACUUGUGAUAACAGUGUGAAGUCACACCUAGCUAGAGAAAUCCAGGGAUAAGCCAGGGCAA